This is a messenger RNA of Camelina sativa (false flax), 902 nucleotides long. RefSeq lists its product as uncharacterized. Lineage: Eukaryota; Viridiplantae; Streptophyta; Magnoliopsida; Brassicales; Brassicaceae. Gene Ontology annotation, biological process: proteolysis. The record is from RefSeq and is a predicted model, not a curated record. Gene Ontology annotation, molecular function: cysteine-type peptidase activity.
AUGGAAAAGAAAGAUGAUGGUGAUGGUGUUGGUGCGGGAAGGAUUGGUGGUAUCGGUGCAGGUGGCGGAAAAGGUAAGGGCAAGAACGUUCCAAAUGAACGCAAAGCUGAAGCAGAAGCUCGCCGGAAAGCCCAACAAGAUUGUCCACAACCACAAGUUAAUGAACAUCCACCACGGGAUUUUGGUGACGGCAGUUACCUUAUCAAAGAUUGGAGUCACUCACACAGAGCUUUACUUAGUAAAAUUGUCAAACAAGUACAAGCUAUCUGUUGGGCUCUAGUUUUAGGAAAAAUACUAGAGUUUACCUACAACAAGAACCGUCCCAUUGCUCAACACAAAUUUCUGGAUAUAGAUAGUUUUGCUGAAAAGGUGAAACAGAAACCAGGUGAGCGUAUGGCUCAAAAAAAGUUGGAUACCGAUGAUAUGGCUGUGGGCUCUUUGAGGAAGGCAAUGGACCAUAUAUGUCUGAAAGGAAUCGAAAAAAUUGAUGGAAGAAAGAAGGGUGGAGCAGGUAAGGCCUAUGCCAUUAAAGGUAGGUUUGUUGGUGUACAAAAUUCAACUGCCGAAGAUAUAGCCAAGAAGGUGAACAUAGGUCUUGUAGGUUUAACAGUUGAUGUAGAUGAGGGUCUUAGGGGACUUAAGAAGGGAAUCUACAGGGUACCUAAGCCACAAGUUGGAGCACACAAACAUGCACUUACAAUUGUUGGGUACGGGAUGACUAAAGAGGAUGAGUUGUUUUUUCUUGUGCAAAACACAUGGGGGACUGGUUGGGGAGAUGGUGGCUACGGCAGGAUGAUAAUUACAGAUACUUGUGAUAUGUUCUACCUAGCUGAAGUGAUUAACGACAAAAAGAAGAAGGAAGAGGCUCUAGCUUAAUUGUUUAGAAAACUUUGAAACUUAAA